This is a messenger RNA of Anisakis simplex (herring worm), 975 nucleotides long. The record is from the annotation of a GenBank genome assembly. Lineage: Eukaryota; Metazoa; Nematoda; Chromadorea; Rhabditida; Anisakidae.
AUGAAGAAAUCACUCGUACAAAUUGGCUCUGCAGUUUGCCGUAUUAAGGCAGCACCUCUCUCAGCAACAAAUUUGAUCCAGCAACAACGGAAUCUUGCCGGCAGUCACCCGGACCCAAUGAUGCGCUACAAAAAACUUGCUGAUACGGUGACAAAGAAACCUCGUGUGCUGAUUACUGGAUCUCUGGGACAGUUAGGUAGAGGACUCGCCAAAGCUUUCAGGUAUAUGUAUGGUCGUGAUAGUGUUUUAAUGACUGAUAUAGUGAAACCACCACAAGAUGGAAGUGUGGCAGCGUUAAACAUUCGAAAGUACAAACUGCAAGUGUUCAUUCCAAGCACAAUCGGUGCCUUCGGUCCAACGUCACCGCUCAAGUUAACGCCAGAUAUCUGCGUUCAACGACCCCGAACUAUCUAUGGUGUCACAAAGGUUUAUGCUGAAUUGCUCGGCGAAUAUUACAACGAUAGAUUCGGUCUCGAUUUCAGAUGCCUUCGGUAUCCAGGAAUUAUCAGCGCUACCAUGCCUGGUGGUGGAACAACUGACUAUGCAGUGCAAGCAUUUUAUGAUGCAUUGAGGUACGGCAAGCAUAAAUGCUAUUUGAAACCAGAUGCACGUCUGCCGAUGAUGUACGAUACGGAUUGCACUGGUUCAACAGUCUUUUACCUCUCAACACCAGAAGAGAAGUUAAAGCAACGAACAUACAACGUCACUGGCUUCUCGUUGACUCCUGAAGAGCUGACGGCAGCUAUUCGCAAAGUUAUGCCGAACUUUGAAAUUGAAUACGAAAUUUGCCCAAUCAGGCAGAAAAUCGCCGAAUCUUGGCCAGAUAAAUUCGAUGAUUCGAAUGCGAAGAAGGACUGGGGAUGGGCGCCUGAAUAUGAUUUGGAUGCAACCGUCAAGAUUAUGUUUGAACUUGUCGGAAAGCAGUUGGAAGAACAGAAACAUAACACAACUUCACCAAAAUCAGCAGUUGCUUAA